This is a messenger RNA of Coccinella septempunctata (seven-spotted ladybird), 947 nucleotides long. RefSeq lists its product as uncharacterized. NCBI's taxonomy places the organism in Eukaryota, Metazoa, Arthropoda, Insecta, Coleoptera, Coccinellidae. The record is from RefSeq and is a predicted model, not a curated record. The transcript has 2 exons. The coding region runs from base 33 to 692 and encodes 219 amino acids.
UGCUAUUAGCUGAAAAAGUACAUAACCUAGAAAUGCAGAAUAACAAAGGAAAAAUCCCUAAUACAGAAAUCCACACAAGAGAUAACACCCGUCAAAAGGCGAAAAUACCAACAAUUGAUAUUUCUGCAAGCUCAGAACAGAAACCGUCAACAUCGCGUACCGAAAACAAUGAACGGCUGAACUACUCAGUAGUCACACGAAUGAAGAAAAACAAAGAUGUCAACGGAUUGCAAUCAGAUGUCACCGUUGUCGAGAAUGAAAUUGAAAACAACAAGAAUAAACAAAGGUUAUCAACUACAUCCAAUAUUCCUUCCGAAUCGAAUUCACCCACAAAUGGAAACAAUCAGAUUACAUCAGCGAGAAAUGAGAAUGAUGGGUUUAUCUAUCCACGAAAUAGAAGUAGGAAAUUCAAGAAGAGAUUGGGCCAAGGAGGAUCAUCUCAGGAAAAUGAUAACUUUACAGGAGAGGAGAGAAAAGUAUGGAUAUACAUAAACAGAGUAAAAAAGGAAGCCAAAGAGGAAGAUGUCGUGGCAUAUAUAAAGGCAAAAGCAGGUUUUGAAAGUGAAAACAUAAAUGUAAAGGAAAUCCCAUCAAACUACAACCAACUGAAGAGAUUUUUAGUCAUAGGACCCCUACAUAGAAAGAAAGAACUAUAUGAACCAGAAUUUUGGCCACAAAAUAAACGAAUAUAAAUGGCAAAUCAACAGUAUCUCCUUCAAAUGUGCUAGUAGAAGGAAACAGAAGAACUGAAACGAAUAAGAAAUCCACCAACAGAAAUAACCCUAAUAAAAAGGAUAAAAUUCUCUUUGGUAUUCUACACCAAAAUGUUUGCUCAAUAGGAAAUUCCAGAGAUCACCUAGAGGAAUUAAUGAGGGAAAAUGAAGAGGUUAAAAUACUUUGCAUUUCAGAGCAUUGGAAGACGAAGGAACAACUACAGUGGUAUACAA